Molecule: messenger RNA, 1809 nt
Organism: Caenorhabditis briggsae
Lineage: Eukaryota; Metazoa; Nematoda; Chromadorea; Rhabditida; Rhabditidae
Gene: Cbr-ckr-2
Product: Protein CBR-CKR-2
Exons: 13
Coding region: 1-1809 (602 amino acids)
Biological process (GO): neuropeptide signaling pathway
Cellular component (GO): membrane
Molecular function (GO): neuropeptide receptor activity
Source: RefSeq, a predicted model, not a curated record
AUGAACGCGGCAGACGAUGAGAACAUCACUGCCACGUCAUCAUUUCUUCUAUUACAUGAUCUUCUUCUAAACGUCUCAACGACGUCUUCUUCGUCUUCGGAAUCGUCAGAAUCCUCACUUUGGACAACAACGAACAACAACCAAAACGAGACAUUCACUAGCACGAUGUCGUCGGUUCAACAGGAAGAAAUAUGCCGGUUUCGUGGGACAACAGAGAACUACACCAUUGCGGUCACAUUUUUUACCAUCUUCCUUUUAUCAGUGGUGGGAAACUCGGUGGUUUUGAUUGUGAUAAUUAAGCAACGAGCGAUGCGCUCAAUCACCAACAUUUAUCUUAUGAAUCUUGCUGCUUCUGAUAUGAUGCUAUCAGUGGUUUGUAUGCCACCGACACUUGUUUCAAUGGUCAUGAACUCCGUCGUAGUAACCGCAUCUGCCUAUACGUUAGCUGUAAUUGCAUUUGAAAGGUAUUUUGCGAUUUGUAAACCACUGCAUUCGAGGAUUUGGCAAACCAGAUCCCACGCCUACGCAAUGAUCACAUUGGUCUGGGUCAUCGCGAUCGCUGCUAACAUACUCAUGUUAUUCAUGUACGAACAGCAAACGUAUAGUUCGAAUGGUUAUACAUGCGCACCGAUUCAUCCACCGAUUUAUCAUUUUGCUUAUCAGGUCUACAUGACAGUUGUGCUGCUUGUCAUCCCACUUGUCGUGAUGACAGGUCUCUAUGGAAACGUCAUAACAUCUCUAAAAUCAGGAAUCAAACUGGAAAUUGCCUCCGUCGAUCCGCCACUGGCGACAGCCACCACAACAGGUUCCCAAAAAGAAAACAAUCAGAAUCCCGUUUUGUUGAACAAUGUGCUCGUCGGUAGCUCCACCCUAGCUCGUGCCACGUCGUGCAUCGCUCUCAACACGUUUUCCACCUCUUCCCCUGUCGUCGUCUCGUCUUCUGAUUACAGUACACCUCGUUCGAUUCUCAAAGAGUCUAGAAGUCCACAACUUCUUCAGUUACCCGGAAAUUUCGAUGAUUUUCGUCUUCAGUGUCUUUCAGAAUGCCGUCGUUCUAGUGGUGGAGUGUGUUUACCCCCGCCAGCAAUUGUGGCUUCAAUGACUGAUGAGCAGAAGCUAUCCUUCUGGAACAAGUUGUCGAACAAGUUGACUUUCAGUCAGCCGGAUAAAAACGUCUCCCAUCCGAAUUUCGGACAUCGUCGAUCUGACACCUCUGUCUGUAUUGAAAAUCCCAGCUUACGAUCUACCCAUACUCAGAAAAGUGCAAUGGCGAAGCAAAGAGUCAUCAAAAUGCUCAUCGUCGUAGUGAUCAUUUUCUUCUGCUGCUGGACACCAUCCUAUAUUUGGUGGCUCUUGUUGAUUGCUGGGGACUCUUUUCAGAGUCUGAAUCUCUCCGUCUGGAAUAGUGAUAUCAACACAUUUAUCACUCUCCUCACCUACAUCUCCUCAUGCACCAAUCCAAUCACUUAUUGCUUUUUGAAUAAGAAAUUCAGAAAUGCAGUUUAUGCGACAUUUGGAAGGAAAAAGAAUAUGAGACAUCAUUUUCAAAAGGUCUACAUUCCAGUCAACGGUGGGGCUCAAUACACUAACAAAGGAGAGGGGGCUCGUCCGAUUAUUAACAGGUCGGUCUCGUCGACCUUCAUUCCACAACAUCAAGUCGUUUUUAACGACGUUUCAAUUGAUACAAGCAGUUCGGCAAUGAGGAAAAAGGAUGGUGAAAAGGGACAUCAUUUGAUUUCUAGAACGGUCCACGCUUCCCUGAUCCACCAUAACAAGGUUCGAAAAGAGGAGACCGAUGCGAUUUUUUGA